UAAAGGGUCGGAUUUUUUUGAGAGAGAGCUUCUGAAACCUUGGUUUUUAGAGAGAGAGAGAGAGAGAGAGAGAGAGAGACAGAGAUGGGGAAUUGCAUGGCAGCGCCUGUUAAAUCCUCUCAGACACCAAGCACCACUAGGCAAUCUAGCCCAGGUGCUUCUAAGAAUAAUAGCAAUGAAGGGGGGUUUUCGGGCAGCAGGGACACGCACUUGAGAAGCAUGGAUGAGGCAUUUCCGGAUGGGCAGAUCCUCGCUACUCCCAAUUUGAGGAUUUUUACUUACGCCGAAUUGAAAAGUGCAACGAGGAACUUCCGAUCAGAUACUGUUCUCGGGGAAGGGGGAUUUGGGACAGUUUUCAAGGGUUGGAUUGAUGAGAAGACACUUGCCCCAUCAAAGGUUGGGAGUGGGAUGGUUGUCGCCGUGAAGAAGUUGAAUCCUGAGGGCAUGCAGGGUUUGGAAGAAUGGCAGUCAGAGGUGAAUUUCUUGGGGAGGCUUUCUCAUCCAAACCUUGUGAAGCUAAUUGGUUAUUGUUUGGAGGACAAAGAGCUCCUCCUAGUCUAUGAAUUCAUGCCAAAAGGGAGCUUGGAAAACCACCUUUUUAGAAGGGGUUCAGCUAUCCAGCCAUUGCCAUGGAGCAUACGGCUCAAGAUAUUAAUAGGUGCAGCUAAGGGCCUCGCGUUCUUGCACACAUCUGAGAAGCAAAUUAUAUUCCGUGAUCUUAAAGCAUCUAAUAUAUUGCUUGAUUUGAAUUAUAAUGCGAAAAUUUCUGAUUUUGGGCUGGCAAAACAUGGGCCAUUGGGUGAAAAUUCGCAUGUCACAACACGAGUUAUGGGCACAUAUGGAUAUGCAGCUCCUGAAUAUGUAGCCACAGGCCAUCUUUAUGUGAAGAGCGAUGUAUACGGUUUUGGGGUGGUCUUGCUAGAAAUUCUCUCAGGCCAACGAGCUCUCGACACAAACCGUCCGAGCGGUCAGCACAAUUUGGUAGAGUGGGCAAAACCAUAUCUAUCCAAUCGGAGAAAGCUAUCAAAGGUCAUGGACCCACGGAUCGAGGGCCAAUAUUCAUCCAAAGGUGCAUUACAGGCAGCUCAGCUCACUCUCAAGUGUCUUGAGUCCGACCCAAGAACCCGGCCGUCAAUGAAAGAAGUGGCGGCGGCGUUGGAGCAGAUCCAAGCCAUAAAGGACAAGCCCAAGGAGUCUAAGGCCAGCGCUGCUGCCACACGCACUGCAGGCGGUAACCAUGGUCACCAUCAUUCUCCUAUCCGUUCGCCUUGCCGUUCACCAAUUCAUCGGAAUAAUGAUGGUGCUAGAGCCCAUGCGGUCCCUCAGCUCUCCCCAAGAAGAUUGAGAUGACCUCCAACUCAAAUGGCUCUGUUGCAAGUGCAUGCACAUGUGAAUGUUCAAUUGUAUCUGAUUAUUGAACAAUUCCACCGCUUUUUAUUUUUUUCAAUGUGAAUGUUUGGAUGUUGAGGUGAUUUGUUUCAAUGGAUGAUUUUUUCUUAUUUUGUAAUGACGAGAUGGUUUGGGUUUGUAAGCACGAAUUCUACAAGUUUUGUUUUGAUUCUACAAGUUGUGAGUUUCAAAUACCAUUUGACAUC
This is a messenger RNA of Magnolia sinica, 1595 nucleotides long. Its product is annotated as probable serine/threonine-protein kinase PIX13. Gene Ontology annotation, biological process: protein phosphorylation. The record is from RefSeq and is a predicted model, not a curated record. Gene Ontology annotation, molecular function: protein kinase activity; ATP binding. The transcript has 6 exons. Bases 85 to 1350 code for a protein of 421 amino acids. Lineage: Eukaryota; Viridiplantae; Streptophyta; Magnoliopsida; Magnoliales; Magnoliaceae.